Messenger RNA from Aspergillus novofumigatus IBT 16806, 552 nucleotides. RefSeq lists its product as uncharacterized. Bases 1 to 552 code for a protein of 183 amino acids. The transcript has 3 exons. Lineage: Eukaryota; Fungi; Ascomycota; Eurotiomycetes; Eurotiales; Aspergillaceae. The record is from RefSeq and is a predicted model, not a curated record.
AUGAAAGAAGACAGACCGGUAUACCCAUCUCAAUGGAACAGGCCAGAUGCCCUAGCCUUGUGGAAGGGCUGGGAAACGAGUUCCGGCAUCAAAAACCAUGAUUUACGAAAGUUGUCACUGGACUGUUUCCUCAACUUGAAAUGUUGCAAAGCCACAGCGAAAGGCCAUCCAAGGGAAAAGAGGUUAUUCUUCGAGAUAUCCGAAAAAUUCUCAUCGGGAAGACCAUUAUCCUCCCCUCGAGCUCGUGGCGGUGGCCGCGGUGGUGGGCAUGGGGGCCUGGGCAACCCUCAUGCCCCUGCCGCCGCCGCCGCGGCUCCGGCUGUUGCUGAUCCUGUUGCUGAUCCUAUUCCUGAUCCUAUUCCUGAUCCUAUUCCUGAUCCUAUUCCUGAUCCUAUUCCUGAUCCUAUUCCUGAUCCUAUUCCUGAUCCUAUUCCUGAUCCUAUUCCUGAUCCUAUUCCUGAUCCUGUUGCGAAUACUGCUGCUACUGGGAGCAUUUCCACUCCUGCUACUGCGAGCCCCGAUGGCCAGGAUCCUGCUAUGGAAGAUAAAUGA